Molecule: messenger RNA, 1608 nt
Organism: Plodia interpunctella (Indianmeal moth)
Lineage: Eukaryota; Metazoa; Arthropoda; Insecta; Lepidoptera; Pyralidae
Exons: 6
Coding region: 30-1577 (515 amino acids)
Cellular component (GO): extracellular matrix
Source: RefSeq, a predicted model, not a curated record
GAUCAGGUGGCAACACAUAUACAGCCGAAAUGUUCACAAAAAUCACAUAUCUAUGCGCACUGGUCGCCGUUAGCCAAGCUGGUCUCUUGGCAGAGCCCGUCCACUACUCCGAAGCGGUGUCCUCCCAAAGCAUCAUCCGCCACGACGAGCCCCAACAAAUCGCCACUAAAUACGUGUCCGCCCCUGUUGCUAAACUAUCAGUGGCUCCAGUAUCCUACCAAGCCCCUGUUUACUACCAAUCAAACCCUGUGAAAUACUCGGUUGAAUCUUCUCAUGUUUAUCAACAACCUCAGAUCACGAAGCUGGUGGCCCCUGUUACCAAAUAUGUGACAGCCCCAGUCGUUCAAAAGGUAGUCUCUGCUCCAGUAUACCACAGUGCCCCAGUGUCCUACAGCGCUCCUGUCCAAUACUCCGCUCCCAUCGCCAAAGUUGUUGCCCACGAACCAGAAAUAGUGUCUAAUCCGAAGUACGAGUAUUCAUACUCCGUAGCUGACGGACACACUGGCGACAACAAGUCCCAGCAGGAGGUGCGCGACGGAGACGUGGUGAAGGGCUCGUACUCGUUCCACGAGGCCGACGGCUCCAUCAGGACCGUGGAGUACUCCGCCGACGACCACAGCGGCUUCAACGCAAUCGUUCACAAUACCGCCCCCACCCCAGCCCCCGUCCUGGUCAAGGCUGCCCCGGUCUUGGUCAAAUCGGAACCUGUCCUUCAAUACUACAAAAUCAUUUUGUUAUUUUGUUCAGUGGUUGUCAGUCAAGCAGUAUUUAUAGAUCCAAGUCAGAAUUUUAAAGAAGGCCACAAAAACUCAAAAACUUGGCAGUACAUCAAGGUCUAUCAUCCACCUAGCUCCAAAUAUAUGCAUACGUACGAUUUUUAUGCCUACCCUAAAUAUGAAUUUGAAUAUGCGGUAUCAGAUAAGAAGACAGGAGAUCACAAACACCAUCGAGAGCACAGAGAUGGAGACAGGGUUACAGGAGAAUACAGUUUAGUCGAAGCUGAUGGUUCACUCAGGAAGGUGCAGUAUGACGCUGACGACCACCAUGGGUUUAACGCAGUCGUUAGCAAGCUAUAUAAUAAGCAUGGAGACAACGCCUUCUCAGUUUUCGACCAUACUAGGGAGUUUGGGCGUGGUGUUAAGAUCAAUCACUACUUCCCUGGCAAGGAUUAUUUUUAUGAAUCGAAAGAAAUAAAAGAAAAGCAAAUUAUACCUGUAAAGGAAUCUGUACAAGAACCUAAGAAAGAUACUGAAGAAACUACCAAAUCUGAGGAUGGAAACAAUGAUGAAUCUUCAAAAGUAAUUCCCAAUAAAGUUGAACAAGUCGCGCCUACUCCUAUAAAAGUGGAGACGGUGGAAGUUGCACCUGUAAAAAUAAUACCUAAUGUAGUCUCAAUGGUUAUGCCAAAUAAUGCGAAGUUAAAUUCUGACAUGGUCAUGAUGCCUCUCGUUGAGAAUGCCAGUGAGAAACCAGAAACAAAUGAAACUGACAAAAGUAAUUCUGAACAAACAAGUACAGAUUCUGAAGGAGCUUCUUCAUAUUAUCGUCAAUCCAGAAUUUAUUACGUAGGAUUUUAAUUUGAUGUAGUCAAGAAAUUUCUGUACAUAG